AAAUCAGCCUCCUAUUCCGAACGACAUCAUCCACGGCGGCUUGCCGACGUAAAGAUCCCGUGCGACUGUUUGCUGCGAUUUAGUCUCCAUUGAGAAGCGCCGUCGGUCGCUACACGAAACGCAGCCAACUUUGGUGCUCGAGCAGUGCAAAGCGCAUACGUGGUCCGCUCGCGGAUUUAUCAUCAGCGGAAGUGCAUCGGACGCAGUGGAAAUGAUUGUUCGGGCCCUUGUGCUGGCGGUGCUGUGUGCCACUAGCGGCGCAUUGGCACUGUACUCAUCGACGGACGAUGUCGUUGAACUGACGGCGGCCAACUUCGAAAAGAACGUCCUCAAGAGCGACCACGUUUGGGUGGUGGAGUUUUACGCCCCGUUCUGUGGCCACUGCCGCAAUCUGGUGCCGGAGUACCGUAAGGCGGCCACCGCACUGAAGGGUGUCAUCCAGGUGGGCGGCGUGAACUGCGAGACGGAGCAGUCGCUGUGCAGUCAGCACGGUGUGCGGGGCUACCCGUCCAUCAAGAUUUUCGGCCAGAACAAACGCUCGCCGGUCGACUACAACGGCCAGCGGACGGCGAAAGACAUCGCGGAGUCGGCCCUGGCCGAGGCCAAGAAGAAGAUUAAGAACGUGCUGGGCGGAGGAAGCGGCAGCGAUGGUGGUGGCAGCAGCAGCAGCAACAAUGGCGCUGGUGGUUCCAGUGACGACGUGAUCGAGCUGACCGAUGCCAACUUCGAUAAGCUGGUGCUGCAGAGCGAGGAUACGUGGUUGGUGGAGUUCUUUGCGCCGUGGUGUGGACACUGCAAGAACCUUGCCCCGCACUGGGCGAAGGCCGCAAGCGACCUAAAGGGCAAGGUGAAACUCGGUGCGCUCGAUGCCACCGUACACCAGGUGAAGGCGUCCCAGUUCGGAGUGCAGGGCUACCCGACGAUCAAGUACUUCCCGGGCGGUGUCAAGGAUCGCAAUUCGGCCGAAGACUACGACGGGGGUCGCACGUCGUCCGACAUCGUCAACUGGGCGCUCGAAAAGUACAGCGACAAUAUCCCGGCGCCGGAACUGGUGCAGCUCACAUCGGAAAAGGUGGCCCGCGAUGCGUGCGAGGGUAAGCCGCUGUGCGUCGUGUCCGUGUUGCCGCACAUUCUCGACUGUGACGCGGCGUGCCGCAACCGGUACCUCGGCAUACUGCGGGCGAUGGGCGAGAAGUACAAGAAGAAGCUGUGGGGCUGGCUGUGGACGGAGGGCGGUGCCCAGCUGGAACUGGAGGGCACACUCGACAUCGGAGGCUUCGGCUACCCGGCGAUGGCCGUCGUUAAUCUGAAGAAGAUGAAGUACUCCCUGCUGCGCGGUUCGUUCUCCGAGGACGGCAUCAACGAGUUUUUGCGCGACCUGUCGUAUGGCCGUGGCCACACCGCUCCGGUCAAGGGCGCCGAGCUACCGAAGAUCCACACUGUCGACCCGUGGGACGGCAAGGAUGGUCAGCUGCCGGUGGAGGAGGAGAUCGAUCUGUCCGACGUCGAUCUGGACGAGAAGGAUGAGCUGUAAGAAGACGGGAGCGGCGAGCACUGCCAAACCCGCGCCAGUCCGCGGUCACACAACGGAAGCAAUGGGGAGAGCAAAUUCAGCCCAAAGUUUGGCACAACGAAAGCGAUUCAUUCCGAGCGGCCGAUCCGAUUUUGGGGGUUUGGUUGCAUAAGAAGUAAUAAUAAUGGGGUCGGCGGAGUCACGGUCGAUGCAUUUAACAUCCGUUUACCCUCCGGGAGGUGUCAGUCGACGGCGGAUCGACACCGGCGAUUCAGUCCAGUAGAAGUAGCAUUAAGUUUAAAAUGCCAAUAAA
Molecule: messenger RNA, 1826 nt
Organism: Anopheles bellator
Lineage: Eukaryota; Metazoa; Arthropoda; Insecta; Diptera; Culicidae
Gene: CaBP1
Product: protein disulfide-isomerase A6 homolog
Exons: 2
Coding region: 212-1534 (440 amino acids)
Biological process (GO): response to endoplasmic reticulum stress
Cellular component (GO): endoplasmic reticulum lumen
Molecular function (GO): protein-disulfide reductase activity; protein disulfide isomerase activity
Source: RefSeq, a predicted model, not a curated record